Messenger RNA from Prorocentrum cordatum, 1647 nucleotides. The record is from the annotation of a GenBank genome assembly. Lineage: Eukaryota; Dinophyceae; Prorocentrales; Prorocentraceae.
AUGGCCAUCCUGGCACCGACCAGGGCGCGCGCGACCCUCGCUCCAGGGAGGUCUUCAGCCGAAUUGAUUUCAGGCAGGGCCCUCGCGGCCCACGUGCGCUGGGGCAUCAAGCAUGGCAUCGCCACGAUAUCACUCUACUUGCGCGAUGGCCAGGGCCUCUCGGACGCCACUGUGGAUAUUCUUAGGCAGGCAGGGCUUUUGUGCAUGAAGACUCGGACUGGUUUCCACAUGUGCCUGUCAGAGUUCCAAUGCAGGAUGCAGAACAUGAUGUGGGUCCGAGUGCCCGGUCAGCCUGCGUCCGUUGACACGAUUCCAAAGCCAGGAUGCGCGAGGUCCCCGCCCGUCGUAGAGUGGGACAUGGCCAGGGAGCCCAUUGCCAGGGCCGACAAUGCUGAUAACCUUGCCGAAGCCUGGGAUGCGGUCCUGACGCAGAUAGAAGAAGAAAUGUUAGACAGCAUGACCGAUGACAUGGUUGCAAACGGCAAGGAGCUCGAGCUAUUUGUUAAGUUGGCAUGGGACCUCCAGGGCUUCUUCCACAGAGCGUCUAAAGCAAAAUUGAUCAUGCAGCACCUGGACGAGGACGAACGCGCUCGAGCCCGAGACUUUUCUCACCAGUUCUGUUGCGACGAUUUCCUUGAGACUGCACAGUUCGUCAUAGCCAAAGUUGAGAGGGUGGUUCAAGCUAUAGGGGCAUUCAAAACGGCAGAAUGGACGGAGUGGGCAAAGGCAUCUUUCAACAAUGGAGCGAGACAGGCGCACCGUUUCUCGAAGCUCAGGGGCCUGCAGGAAGUGCUCGAGCACACCCAGCAGCCGCAGCCUUUUGAGAUGGCAGGACACACGUCAGUAACAGUGCUGAUCGACAUGUACAAGUGCUUUGAGAUGAUCAAAUUGCAGAAGCUAGUCGGCUUCGCCUACGUGCUCACGGUGUCCUGGCUGUACGCGGCGCGCGCCGAGAUGCCCUCCGGGCGGGGCCACCAGAGGGCGAAGCCUUGCCCGAGCUUCAAUGGAGACGAGGUCCUGCUGCUGGGAGCCGAGUCCUGCACAUCGAGCGCCUGUGCGAAGCGUCACGGGCAGGCACAGGAGACUUGGGACGAGGGCACCACCCUCAAGCCAGAGCCAGGGCUGCUGCUGGCCAAGCAGCUGCUGGAGAAGAAGAAGCAGGCGGCGAAGGACAAACUCAACGAGAAGACCAUGAAGGCGUUGGGCAAGAUGGGCGGUGGCCGCUACAUCAUCACGGCCUCCAAGGCCGAGGUCAAUUGUGCUGGCGUGGCCACCUGGGUGAUGCCCGCGAGCACGGAGCCGCCCUCGGUCGCCAUGGCCGUCGCCAAGGAGGACGCGCUGCAGACCGUGAUGCAGGUGGGAGACACGUUCGUGGUGAACAUGCUCGAAGAGGGGAACUACCUGCCGCUGCUGAAGCACUUCCAGCAGUCCUUCGCCCCCGGCGCCAACGUCCUCGAGGGCAUCGAGACGCUCCCGGUGGAGGGCGGCUCGGCAUUGAAGGGCGGCUGCGCGUUCCUCACCUGCAAGGUGAGCUCGCGCAUGGAUGCCAGCGAUCACAUUAUCAUCUGCAGCGAGGUGGUGGCGGGAGAGGUGCUCCGCCAGGCGCCCAUUGCUGCCAACUACCGCAAGACUGCCGCGUACUACUGA